Molecule: messenger RNA, 2658 nt
Organism: Rotaria sordida
Lineage: Eukaryota; Metazoa; Rotifera; Eurotatoria; Philodinida; Philodinidae
Source: the annotation of a GenBank genome assembly
AUGUUCUCAUUUUUUUCAAUUAUUUUUAUUAUAUUCACGAUUAUUGUUAAGUCAUACGGAAAUCCAGUUUAUAACAUCAAUAAUAUUACUGAUGUUGAUAAUUCCGACUCUCAAUCUAAUGUUUUAUGUAAUGAAAAUGAUUUAUUAACUGACAAUAACAAUUUAUUUGAACUUUUAAAUACCGAUCGAUAUUGGUUUGUAUUAGCUCGAAGUAAAUUUAUCUAUGAUGAACAAACAUGGAACAAUGUUCUUAUGCAAACGUCAACAACAAUGAAUGAUACAAUUUAUUUAGAAUUUAUUCGAGAGAAUAGCAAUGGUUCUUGUGUUAAUUCUCAAAAAGGUCAGAUUGUAUCAAAUACAAAACCAAAUCGAGUAUCUGUUUAUUGGUCAAAUGAAAAAGGCUUUCUUGAAAUAAUUUUUAUUGAUGAAGCUAUGAUACAUUUUAUGCUUUGCUAUUCAAUUGAGUUAAAUCAAACUGAUGUUUGUGUUCAUAAUCAAAGUGAACAUUUUGUUAUUCAAAAUAAUGAACAAAAACAUGAAAAUGAUACAAUGUUAUGGUUAAAAUCUCAUUGUUCUUCAAUUAAUCCAGACGAUUUCAUUGUUAAUGAUAAUCCAAAAAAAUGUGUACCCGUUGCUUUUCAACCAGAAGUUGUUGAAAGUGAUACUGUUGAACAACCAGCUGAGACAAGUAGCCAAAAAAUUUUUGAAACGACAUAUUUGCGAGUUAUUGAACAAGAAAUUGUUACAGUAACACCAAUGCCUGAAUUUGAUUUUACUACACGUACAAAUCGAACAAAUCGAUUAGAAGUUCUUGAAGAAUAUUACAAUAAUGUGACUACAAAUUCAACAAAUGAAAAUCAACUCGAAGAAACAAUACCAAUGAAAACCAAACAGAUUGUUGCACUUACAAUGAACACAUCAUCUAGCGAACAAUCCAAUCAAACAAAUCUAACUAGUGUCGAACAAAAUGUUUUAGAACCUGUUGCAAAUGAAACAGUUGAUAGAGAAGCUCCAGUGUUUGUAUUGGAUAAAGCGGUUAUGACUGAAACAACAACAGAAGUUUUACCGGAUAAUCCAGAAACUACACAAAGUUUUUCUACUCGAUUAUUGGAAAAGAAUGAAUCGACUGAUGUCAAUAUGCAUACUACCACUGUAGUUAAUCCUGCAACCGUAUCUGUUAGUUCAACUACUGAAAAAGAAAUUUUAAAUAAAUCUAUGACAUCUCUUCAUGUCGAAGAUUCUACUAUGUUAGUCAAUACAGAUUAUGAAAGAAGUACUACUAUAGUUGAAACUAUAAUCGAAUUAACUACUACUGAAACAACUACAUCAACAACUACCGUAUCUGCUGAUUGUCCAGUUCUAAAAGAUUGUCCAUUUGAUUAUUGUACUUUUGCUCGCAAAUUUGAUAUUCAUGGAUGUCCAACAUGUAAUUGCAUUCAAGCAAAUAAAUCAAACAUUAUCUGUCCAACAUUAACUUGUCAAGAAUGUCUAUAUGGGCAUUAUACCGAUCCUUAUGGAUGUCCUAUUUGCCAAUGUCAAAAUCGUCCAUAUCCACCAUUAGGUGAACGUUGUCCACAAUUAAAUUGUGAGCCAUGCUAUUUUGGUACAGUUAAAGAUGAAUAUAAUUGUGAUACAUGUGUAUGUAUUCGACCUAAUAGUCAAGAAUGUCCUGUACUUAAUUGUACAUUUGGAUCAUGUAAAUAUGGUUCAGUUAAAGAUGAAGAUGAUUGUCCAACAUGUGAUUGUUUAUUACCAACAAUAAAUACAACGGAAGUUAAUUGUUCAACUCCUGUUUCAUGUCCUCCAUGUCAUCUUGGCUAUGUAACUGAUGCUGAUGGAUGUCAAACAUGUCAGUGUAAAUUUCGUGGUAGUGCUCCAUGUGUAUCAAUAUCAUCUAAUUGUCAAUGUGAAUAUGGAUCCUAUUUAAAUUCUGAUGGAUGUGAAACAUGUUCAUGUUUACCUGAUCCAAAUAGUGCUUCACGUCAAGCAUGUUGGGAAUUAAUGAAUGAAGCAAAAUUUUAUAAUGCAUCUGGACCAAAAUGUUCAUCAGAUGGAUCAUUUUAUGCUCGUCAAUGUGAUAUAUCACAAAUGAAAUGUUGGUGUGUUACACCUACUGGUAUUCGUAUUAAUGGAUUUGAAUCAAAACCAGAAGAAAAUGUUAAUUGCGGUUGUGCUGUCGAAUUAUAUCAAGUAUCAAGUCUUCGUAUGAUUGGUCAUCAUUUAUUAUGUUUAUUAAAUGGAAAUUAUGCUCCUAUUCAAUGUGAUGGUCGUUAUUGUUCAUGUGUUGAUGAAAAUGGUAAAUUAAUUGGACCAACAGUAUCAAUUCAAAAUCGUGAUCAACUUCGAUGUGUUGGUGUUUAUCAACAACUUCAUCCAGAACGAUUUUUAUUACAUCGAGCAAUUAUUGAACAAGCUAAUGGUACUUCAUUUCCUUAUGGAAUAUCUUCAUCAUUAUGUUUAACACAUCUCGAACAAGUUCGCAAUGCCAAGGUUAUUGAUGAUCAUAUUCUUAUUCCUGUAUGUGAUGCUAAUGGUUUAUAUGCAUCUGUACAAUGUGAUCAAAGCGAACGAUAUUGCUGGUGUGUAGAUAAGAAAACAGGUGUGGAAAUGGAUGGUACACGUCGACUUAAUGCUCGACCUAAUUGUAACAUUAUCUAA